AUGUUGAAGAGGAAGCACUUGUUGCAAGCGCAAGAAGCAACCUAUGCGAAAUAUGGUAAAAUUUAUACGACCGCGGCCCCUGGUGUUGGUCGGACGAUCAAUGUUAUGGAGCCUGAAAUUUUGGACCAUGUCUUACGAGUCAAUUUCUGGGCGUAUGAGAAGGAUCCUAGAAGCAAGACUACUUUGUGGCCUUUAAUAGGAGCAGGCAUUUUCGGUGCAGAUGGCGCGCACUGGAAGUGGCAGCGCAAGUUGACAAGCAACAUAUUUUCUGCCAAAGCUUUCCGGCAGUAUACUUCAGAAGUAUUUUGUCGUGAAGCUCAAACAGUUAUAAAUUAUAUCGAUAAAUAUGCCAAUUCUGGAAAAGUAAUCGAUCUUCAGCAACUGUUCAAUUGUUUCACUCUCGAUUCUUUUGGCGAAAUCGCUUUUGGGCAGACCUUUGGCUGCUUAGACGAUCCGGAGCAUCCGACCGAAUUUGCAGUUGCGUUCGAUCAUCUCAAUCAUCUUCUCGCUGGUGGAGCUUCGACACCAUUUUGGGGCCUCAAGCUCUGGUUGACAGGUCGAGGGAAACAAAUUGCAAAGGAUAGCAAGUUUGUUCGAGAGUAUGCUCUCAAUAUUAUUCAAGAUCGACGCAAUAACCAGACAUCUCCUUCACUUGCUGCAAAACAUGGAAACCCGCACCAAAAAGACCUAUUGCAGUUAUUCAUGGACGUGGGUACUGACAACGUUGGUAAUGUUGAUGAGGCUACGAAGCUCUCAGACGAUAUGCUUGUGGACAGUGUCCUCAACUCCCUCAUUGCUGGCCGCGAUACGACCGCACAGGCACUUACUUGGACAUUCUACCUCAUGCACCGCACGCAGGCAGGGCCAGAACUGGUCCAAAAGUUGGUCAAGGAAACAGAGGAGGUCUUGAAGGGAGAGAAGCCAACUUAUGAAAGUACCAAACAGCAAAAAUAUGCCGAGGCUUGCUUCAAUGAAGCAUUGAGGCUUUACCCUUCAGUCUCCAGGAACUCAAGGAUCUGUAUUGAGGAUGAUGUCCUACCUGGUGGUCUUAAAGUAUACAAGGGUGAGCGCGUAGCAUGGAAUUUAUAUGCCAUGGGCCGUGCGACUCAUAUCUGGGGACCAGAUGCAAAGGAAUACAAACCUGAGCGUUGGAUGAAAGGGAGCAAGCCAUCUUCCACCAAGUUUAUUUCCUUCCAUAGUGGCCCACGUACAUGCCUCGGACAGCAGUUUGCCACCAUCGAAGCUGUUACACUUAUGUCUAUGUUGAUCCAACGUUUCACAUUUGAACUCGUGAACCCCGAUCUUGAGCCUGCAUACUUGCCUUCCUUGACACUUCCGGUGGAUGGAGGUCUGCCCGUUCGUAUCAAACGUCGCAAAGAAACCAUAGCUGUUUAA
Messenger RNA from Lobosporangium transversale, 1395 nucleotides. RefSeq names its product cytochrome P450. Lineage: Eukaryota; Fungi; Mortierellomycota; Mortierellomycetes; Mortierellales; Mortierellaceae. Gene Ontology annotation, molecular function: monooxygenase activity; oxidoreductase activity, acting on paired donors, with incorporation or reduction of molecular oxygen; heme binding. The coding region runs from base 1 to 1395 and encodes 464 amino acids. The record is from RefSeq and is a predicted model, not a curated record. The transcript has 4 exons.